CAGCACUGACUGGGGAUACCAGACUGACUUCCGGAUUUAAAGCAACAUUCCCACGUCACAAAUACACUAUUUGUGACGUAUCUCUGUGCGAAGGUAUAAUGAGGUGCUCACUUAAUUAUUCUGCGUCUCGGCAGCUCGCUGAAAGAUUUAAUUACUGUGACUGUAAUCAACAGCAUUAAUUUACAAUCACCCUGUAAUCUGAGCUAGUCUGAACUUCUGUCAUGGCUACAGGUAUUAAACACAUGUCUACCCCCAUGUCCACCGGUGACAUAUCCAGUCCUGACAAAAUGUCCACAGACAAUGGGGAACUGGUGUGGGUGGGGUUCAUAGACGUUCUUCCAGUCAUUGGCUCUGUAAAAGAGGCUGUGGAGUUUGUCUUAGCUGUGGCUGGUGGAGAUCAUCCACUGAUCAAUGAGAAAGAGAGAAUGAUGAAAGCCAGGCUGGGAUUAGAAGAGAAGACAGAUUCACAGAGUUCCACAGAAAGCUCAUCUGGGUACUGUUCGGGAGAGGAGAGGGCAGAUGUUCAUGCAGAAGAGGUUUUAUUGAGCGACCUUCCUGGUGUCAUAGAAGCUGGCAAACAUGGCAAAGGGAAACAAUCAGGGAAAGAGUCACAGGAACCACCAUCAGAGGAAGAUCAAAAAAAAAUGGAGGCAAUCCGAGAAGAGACACUGCAGAAGAUUCAACUUAUAGAUCAAAACUACCAGUUCCAGGAGCCUCUUAUAGACACUCGUAAAAGGUCUCAAAGGGGUGAGCAUGUGAUCAACAACAAUGUCAUUAAAUUUCACUUUAAACUUGUGAACUGCUAUCUGAAUGGUAGAUUAGCUCGGACUAGUCUUGAUGUAAGCUGCCCCCUGGCAGAAAACACUAAACGUGAUAUCAUGUCUGAGAUGGUGGCAUAUUUUGAAGAUUAUGAGUUGUACAUCAAUGCUAAUGCAGUGGUGUACGGUAAAUACAUUUCAGAACUGAGAAACGCUCUGCUACAGUUCCUGCAGGAUGGAGGCCAGGAGUCGAAAAACAGAGCGAGCUUUGUAAUUCAGAGAAUGAAUCAGUGCAGUGCUUAUGUGGAUUUUAUGGCAAAGGAAAAAUGGAUGCAAAACAGUUGUAUGAAACGGUGCUGGUUUGAAGCCGUUAGAAGAGAGGUUGCAGAAAUGUUUGCAGAUAAGCGUGGCGUUGAGUUCUUUGCAGAACUCAGAAAAGAUAUUUUAUCCCCUACUGAUAAUGUGUGAGGUCAUGUGAGUUUGGCUCAGUGGAGGAUUCAGGCUGUUGGAUGGACAGGAGCAAAAAAAUAAAAAGGGUACAUCAUUUCAUCUGCUUUAGACCAUGGUAAGGGCACCUUAUGGGGCACUGCAUCACAUUCUGUCCAAUAGAAGGGCACUUCAUAACAGAACCCUUUUCCAUUGGAUGAGUACUAUGGAAUAUUAUUUAGCACUAUAUAAUGCAGAAUAUAAGUAUUAUGAUUUUAUUAAAAAGUAUACCAAAUAUCCAUGAUGUAAUCAUUACAAUGUAAACAUUAUAAUGUAAUCAACACAAUGUAAUCAACGGAGUAUUUAUUUGCACCUUUUGUUAGUCUGAGUUUCUGUUAGUUACUUUAUGUUAGUCCUGAAUCUAGGUCCCACAGAUUUGUUACAAGUUACUAGGAUAAUCCCAAUGUAUAUAUAGAUGCGAUUGGCCAGCCGAGGGGCAUUCCAGAGAAAUAUAAGGUGAGAAGUGAGAUAGCUGCUGGUUUCGAAUCAACAUUUAUUUGGCCUACUCUUAACAAAAAUGUGGAAUGGAUAAAUUAUUUGUACUAUAAUCAGCAGAGGUUUACCAACUAUACUCAGGAGGCACUCGCAUCUCUGGGGGAGCAGCUUCAGGCCACCAGUCUGAUGACCUGGCAGAACAGGAUGGCCCUGGAUUGGCUCCUGGCAGAAAAAGGGGGAGUGUGUGUGCUGUUCGGGGAUCAGUGCUGUAGGUUUAUUCCUAAUAAUACAGCCCCGGAUGGUUCCUUUACUGAGGCUAUGAGAAAGUUGCAGGGGUUACAGGAUGAGAUGGCAAGAAAUGCAGGACAACAUGAUGGGUUGUUUGACUAGUGGUAUGAUAUGUGGGGAAGUUGGCGGCAAGCCCUUAUGAAAGCACUCUGUGUGGGUGCUGUGCUCAUUUUUGCUCUGCUACUAAUCUUUUGUUGUGUAGUUCCUCUUGUUCGCUCCCUAGUGGGGAGAGCACUGUCCCGGCAGGCGACUAUAGCUGCAAUGUCUAGAGUGGUGGGAGGACCGUUUGGAGCGGCAUCCUCCUGGACCAACACGGAAACGGAUGGCGACAUAGACACCUUGGAUGCAGUCCUGCCCAUAGCUGAAGUUUGGCUGUUCCGUGUGUGAAUACUCCGAGCAGGAGACAUGCAGAAUGCCUGCCUCCCACGACAUCUGGGAUUUUUCUGAUUAGGACAGACUGUCUGUUAUAAUGGUCUGCAAUGUUAUUUGUUAACCUUUUAGUUAUCUUGGUAUUAGAUAUAUCUGUUUUUGUAUUGGGUUUGUAAUAGAUUUUGUAGUCCUGCUAUAUAUGCAGUAUAUCCAGGGGAGGUCAUUGUAUGGCGAUCCUCCCCUCCCUUCCUGAUGUACCCCCUGUGCUGCUGUUGGUUGAUUCUCAGCCUUAGUAGUUUGUGAGCCAUGCCUGCCAUGGACCCUGAAGGGGGGCCGCGCCUGUGGCGGACUGGGAGUGGAAUUUCCCUAGGUCAUAGGGUUUUUGCCCUCCCUCCUAGGCUGGAUGGACAGGAUUGUGUGUGGGACUCCUUGGAGUCCCAAAGGGGGGAAAUAUAUGGAAUAUUAUUUAGCACUAUAUAACGUAGAAUAUAAGUAUUAUGAUGUUAUUAAAAAGUAUGCCAAAUAUCCAUGAUGUAAUCAUUACAAUGUAAACAUUAUAAUGUAAUCAACACAAUGUAAUCAACUGAGUAUGUAUUUGCACCUUUUGUUAGUCUGAGUUUCUGUUAGCUACUUUAUGUUAGUCCUGAAUCUAUGAAUAUUCACUUUUAUUAGCGUAUAUUUUAUCACUAUGUUAAAGGACAAAUAUAUUAUCAACCUUCUAGUUGCACAAUGUGCAACAGGCUGAAACUGCCAGGGUUACUACUGAAGGAAGGGAUUCCCCUGAGUUCACCAGAAGUUCACGGCUGAGCAUUUUUAAAAAACCAAGUGGAGCUGCUCGCGCCACCAUUAUGUUCAGCCGAGAGACCAAACGGUAAAAGAAAUGAUGGACAAACUGAUCACCUAGGGGUGUGGAUUAAGGGAAAAAACAAUGAUUGUGAAUGGCUGAAGGAAUGAUGAUGCUUAAGUGACGAGAUAUUGUUAAAUGAUAAGAACUUGUAUAAAAAUUGGUGUAAAACAGUAUUGGACACACUUUACUUGUCCGGCCUUGGUUGUAACUUCAUUGUUGCAA
Messenger RNA from Brienomyrus brachyistius, 3405 nucleotides. RefSeq lists its product as uncharacterized. The coding region runs from base 222 to 1226 and encodes 334 amino acids. NCBI's taxonomy places the organism in Eukaryota, Metazoa, Chordata, Actinopteri, Osteoglossiformes, Mormyridae. The transcript has 4 exons. The record is from RefSeq and is a predicted model, not a curated record.